AGGGAGGCGCGCGAGCGAGCAAGCUUGCACUCACUCGGAUCCCAAGCCCGGGCGGCGCAGAAGCAGCUGCGGCCGCGCCCUAGUCCGAGUCGGUGCAUCCGCCCAGCCCGGUCCCGCCCGCGGGCGUCAGGGCUCCCGAGGAUGGAGGAUUCCCUGGAGACAUCGCCAUCCUCCAACAACUCCUCCGAAGAGCUCAGCUCUGCCCUGCAGCUGUCCAAGGGCAUGUCGAUCUUCCUCGACAUACUGAGGCGAGCAGACAAAAAUGAUGAUGGAAAAUUAUCUUUUGAAGAAUUCAAAGCAUAUUUUGCAGAUGGUGUUCUCAGUGGAGAAGAAUUACAUGAACUCUUCCAUACCAUUGAUACACACAACACUAACAAUCUUGACACAGAGGAGCUAUGUGAAUAUUUUUCUCAGCACUUGGGCGAGUAUGAGAACGUGCUAGCAGCACUGGAAGACCUGAAUCUCUCCAUCCUGAAGGCAAUGGGAAAAACAAAGAAAGACUAUCAAGAAGCUUCCAAUUUGGAACAAUUUGUGACUCGAUUUCUGUUGAAGGAGACAUUGAAUCAGCUGCAGUCUCUCCAGAAUUCCCUGGAAUGUGCCAUGGAAACUACCGAGGAGCAAACACGUCAAGAAAGGCAAGGGCCAGCCAAGCCAGAAGUCCUGUCCAUUCAGUGGCCUGGCAAGCGAUCGAGCCGUCGGGUCCAGAGACACAACAGCUUCUCCCCCAACAGCCCUCAGUUUAAUGUCAGCGGUCCAGGCUUGCUAGAAGAAGACAACCAGUGGAUGACCCAGAUCAACAGACUCCAGAAAUUAAUCGAUAGACUGGAAAAGAAGGAUCUCAAACUGGAACCACUGGAAGAAGAAAUUAUUGACGGGAAUACUAAAUCUCAUAUCAUGCUCGUGCAGCGUCAGAUGUCUGUGAUAGAAGAGGAUUUGGAAGAAUUCCAGCUGGCUCUGAAACACUACGUGGAGAGUGCUUCCGCCCAGAGUGGCUGCUUGCGUAUUUCUAUACAGAAGCUUUCAAAUGAACCCCGCUAUAUGAUUUAUGAGUUUUGGGAGAACAGUAGCGUGUGGAAUAGCCACCUUCAGACGAAUUAUAGCAAGACAUUCCAAAGAAGUAACGUGGAUUUCUUGGAAACUCCGGAACUCACAUCUACUAUGCUAGUUCCUGCUUCAUGGUGGGUCCUGAACAACAACUAGAUGUUCCUAGACAUUUUCUUUAUGGUUCCAAGUGCAAAACAAGUGUUAUUAUCAAAAGUGUCAAUUAGAAAAUUUUGUUUGUUAAUUUACUGUAUAUUUUUGUUUAAUAUAUUUAAGUGCACUCUUCUGAAGUAUAAUCUGUAUCAUUCGUGUGUAUUUUAGCUCAAUUUUCAAAAUUCUCAGUAUUUGAUGGUAAUUGCUUUGCUACAUUGUUACCAACCUAAAGUCAUCUAGUGACAAAAUCCUAAUGUGUGAAAAAAGUAUAUAUAAAGUCGUGAAAAGAAAUUACAAAGAAAAACCUUUGAAAACAUUACUUUUAGAAUAUUACUUCAUAGGAUAGAUUUUAUAAAUUGCCCUACAGUAUAAAGGGUUACAUCAAUGCUCUAGCCAUUUAUUUUUUAGUAACAUUUUCUUGGUGAGGCUUAUUCUUCAAUAUCAUCUACUCUAUUCCCAACACAUGAUCCUAUAACUAUUCUCUUCACAUUACUUAAAAAGUCAGAAUACUGGCAUAAAACAACCUUGGCUUUAACCUAUAGAAUCUCUACUUGUGCGUCAGGUUAUAAACUGGUUUUUCAUGAGUGUAUAAUUCUGUGAUAAGAUAGGCAACCAAUUAGUAAUAUAACACAAUAGUAUCAUUUAUUAGCUUCAUAAUUCCCUGUACAUAAGUUAAACAUUAUCAAGCACAGAAGAGUUUUACUUUGGCAAAAUCUGACUCGAAUUUUAUGGCAUAUUGUUAACUUUUCUUAUGAAAAACAGAUAUUUACAUUUAAAUCAGGGUUUCAAAAUACAGUGCUUUAAAAAUAAAAUUUUAACUCAAAUGAAUAGAAAGGAAAUAUAAAACAAGCACAAUAAUUUCAGGGCAGAAUUUCCACACUGAAACUAUGAAUCUUACAUUGCCUUCUCUACAAAAGCUUAGAAAUUAAAUCUUUUUAGUAAAAAAAAUCUCCUAUUCUGAUCAUAAGUCCAGCUUAAAAAUGCAAUACAAAAAAUGUAAAAAAAAUUUAAUGUAAAAAUGCAAUACAACUAGAAAUGAAUGAUAUUAUUCUUAGUCCAAAUUCCUUUGAAAUCCUGGGCCUUCAGGGAAAGAAGCUGUAAGGUAAAUUUUCCUAUUUUCAAUUAAAAAUUGUUGAAAAAAAAACAAAAGAAAAAGAGAGUAAAUUAAGAUUAAAAUUUUAUUUCAUAAAUAUAAAAUUUGACUAGAAAGCAUGCAUGUGCACACGUGUGUGUGUCUGUCUGUCCAUCUCUGGUUAUUUCUUUUUUCUGGUCAGUUUUAAAGAUGACAAGCACUAGGAAACAACACCUGACUCAACUCUUUUAAUAAAUAUACAAAGCAGAGAACAACAUUAAUGGAGAUGUACAAUGAUUAUUCAAACAAGUUAUACAUAUGUACAAAGGCAAUAAUAAAACAGUCUUUGUGCUCUUACUCUGAUUAUACGUAGUAAGAAAGGAUCAAGACUUUGAAACUUAAGGGACUUCUGACAUACAAACUCUUCUUGAAAAUGUUUGUUUUAAAUGGUUUCAAAAAUACAAUUAACAACAAAUCAAAACAUUGCUUUGGUUGGUCCAUUUCAGUAUCCAACUCAAAAAGCAUAUCAAGUCUUUUGGGUUUGAGGCAGUUUCCAAAGUAGCUUGGUAAGUAUGACUAAAAAGGAUUCUGCCUGAUACUAGUGCUAAGUAGAAAGACUCUCUAGAUUGCAAAUUGGAAUACAUUCUACCAGCUUUUUAAAACUAGAAUGUAAAGGACUUGAGAAUAGGAAAAUAAUAAAGCAAACCAAUUUAAUUAUAUGGUAAUUCUGACCCCAGUUUUUAGACGUACAUUUUUCUAUGUUUGUCAGUGUGUAAAUAUGUGUAUGGGUGUGUGUGUGUGUGUAUGUGUUUUCACAUACACAUGUGUACUGGACCUAUAGUAUAAAAGGAAAUAGUAGGACAAAACACAAAUUAAAAAAAAAAAAAACUGGGCCCUAAGAAUAAAUAUCUCAUUUAAAAGUAAGCAAUAUAUUUAUGGUUAAUGAAGGGUAUUUUUUUCCUAUUUAAAAAACAAUCCUUUUUCUGGGGAACAAAAUAAUGAAAAAGAGGGUACUGAAAGAGCAAGAUAGGAAACCUACCUAUGGACUAAAAGUUGAAUCUGAAUAACAAGCCCAAAAACCACUAAAGAAAAGGUUCUGGUUUUAGGAGUUCACAUUUAGAGAAAGAUAAAUUUUCUGCCAAAUGAUGGCCUUAAACAUCAACAGACCCAGGGAUCUGAGAAAAUAGGCGUAAGGAAAGUUUAUACUUACCUUUAGAUCAGCAAAUUUUUUGACACUAUGCUGGGAGAAACUUUUUUUUUUUAAUAACAGUAACAUCCAGAGUGGAAAAACUGCAGAAGGCUUAUUAAAAGUUCAAACUCCCAAAUUCUGUAUCCAUAUAUGUUCCUAUUAUAAGAAAUUAUAGAAUUGAAACUUAAUGCACCUCAAUUAUUUUCAAAUGCCUAAAUUUUUCCUCUUUUGGAAAUAAAAGUAUCAGUUUUAUUUUGUAAUUGGCUCAACUUCCACUGUUCACAUGGCCAAAACAGUAGCAGCUAUUUUUCAACCUCAGUUUCAUUUACUACCACUGUUUUUAAACUGUCAAUCUCUGCUAGUAAUUACGAAUCUAAGACAAUGUUAUUAUCAAAAACCUAGACAUCAAUCAUAUAUUUGAAAAGAAAUGUCUAUUAAAAAAAUUCUCCCUCCUGUCAUUGACAACUAUAUAUUGCCCACCCCAAAUCAUUCUAGGCCUUUGGAGAGAAUGUAAUGAUCUGUUCAAGCGCUGGUAGGAAAUCAGUGCAAAACAGAACAAAAGCAACUUUUAAAGCAACAAGAAAUUAUGUACCAUAUAUACAUCGUAGCAAAUACUUUAUAUUUGAGAAUCUUUACAGCUUACAUUUCCAUUUCAUUAUUACAAGUGAUGAAAAACAAAAAAUUGCAAGUAGCAUGCAAAUUAUACAGUCUUCCCACUUCACUAACCAAAUUCCUACUUUCCAGUGUUAUUUCCCAAUUUUUGCAGGAAACGUCCUGCAAAGCUGAAACUGAUUUGAAAAUUCUUUAUAGAUUAAAAUAUCUCUUUUUCAUUUUAGGAGAAGCCAAAUAUCCAACCAUCAAAAUUAAAAAUAAAUUGAAUUGUCACAGUCCAUUACAGUUAUUGUUACUAGAUCCACUUCAUUUUCAGGUGUCCAAAAUAUAAAACGAAUAAUUCUUUAUCUUCAUAUUCAUCUGUUCUUAAAAUGCUACUUAAAACUUUGGUUGUUUUCCUGUAAUAUAGAAGAAAGAGUUAAAUCAUCAACUAGAUUAACUUAGUAGUUUUUACAAAUUAGUUUAUCAAACCAAAUACUGUGAAUCCACUUAAGUGUUUACAGAUCUAAAUGCAUGUUACUAUAGAAACUAUUAAGGUAACUGAAAUUGUCAAAUAAAAAAAAAACAGUUCUGUUUCACUAAACCUAUGUAAUUCAUUUUUAAAUAUAUUAAACUGAAUUACAAAUCUGUUCUUGGGUUUCUGUAGUAGUUAGUUUUAUGAAUGUUAUUAAUGCAUAAAUGGAAACUUUAUUCUAAUGUAUGUUUGUUCAUAAGAAAGUGUAAGUCAAACUUUUAUUUAUAAAAUAAAAGUGUUAUUUAAAUUGGAAA
Marmota monax (woodchuck) is the source of this 4835-nucleotide messenger RNA. RefSeq names its product N-terminal EF-hand calcium binding protein 1 (gene Necab1). The record is from RefSeq and is a predicted model, not a curated record. Gene Ontology annotation, biological process: regulation of amyloid precursor protein biosynthetic process. The transcript is spliced from 13 exons. Gene Ontology annotation, cellular component: cytoplasm. Gene Ontology annotation, molecular function: calcium ion binding. NCBI's taxonomy places the organism in Eukaryota, Metazoa, Chordata, Mammalia, Rodentia, Sciuridae. Bases 142 to 1200 code for a protein of 352 amino acids.